AGACUUAGACUUAAACUUAUUUAUAACUUAAGUUAGCUACGAUUUUGCGCUAAGCCUUUUUUCAGUUUCUCCAACUGAGCGACUUAAUAAUUUUGCACACGGUAACUCUAUCAGCUGUUUCUUUAAAUAGUAGUCUUUUUCCUACGUUUUGGCUGGGUUGUCUAGCGUGUAUAUUUCAAAUAGUUAUGUUCUGUUGUGAUUCGGUAUACGUUGUAAUAUUUUACUAAGAAUUUGGAAAUAUGUCGCGAAAAUCUACAUUUAAUGCGUCCGAGACGAACAAAUUGUUUGAAAUUUGUGGCAAAUACAGUAGUGUAAUUGAAUGCAAAAAAACUGACUGCAUCAGUUCAAAGGAAAAAGAAGUUGCAUGGGAAAAGAUUACGCAGGAAUUCAACGCCACAAACGAAAUUUUACGCGAAUCCAAGGAACUGAAAAAAAAAUAUAAAAACAUAAAAUAUGUUACAAAGACCAAGGCAGCUGAAGAGCGGAGAGGCAUCUAUGGCACUGGUGGUGGUCCUGCAACACCUUCAACCCCUUUGACAGGUGUAGAGGAGAGGAUGUUGGCAAUGUUAAAUGACAAAGAGAUGGAGGGUAUUGCGAAUACUUGCGAUUCAGAUACUGUGCUGGCGGAUGUUCAUCUUGCUGAAAACAAUACCAGUACUUCACCCGCAUUGGAAACACCGCUACCCGGUCCUGCCACACUAAGGAAGAAGAUGAGCGCACCACUGUGGACACCUCGAAGACUGUGUGACAAAAACCCGAAGACCUCGUCCUGGGAGAAUCUGGCUUCUAUCAAAAGCAAAUGGACAGAGUCUAAAUUCCAGGCAGACGUUGCUUUGGCAAAGAAGGAAGAGGAGAGAGUGGAGCUACAAAUGAAGCUCAUGCGCGAAAGGCACGAGUUGGAGGUUCUCCAACAUAAGGAACGUCAGGCCAUAGAAAUGGAAAUACUUAGCGUUCGAUUAGAAAAAGAAAAAUUGGAAUUAAAAAAGUUAUAUAACGUGUAAAUAUUUUUAUACUCGCAGGUUCUACAAUUCACUUCCGAGUAAAUUUCAACCAAUGCCAAUUUGAAUCAAAGCGGAUUUUAUUGAAAUUCACCCGGCCGUGAAUUAUAGAACCUCCUGAUAAAUUCAUAUUUGUAUAUCGCCUGCUGCAAAUGGACGAACAACGCCAGAUUUUAUAAUGUAUUUCAAAAACGCCCUAUCAGCUGAGAAUAUGUUGAGAUAGUGCGUGUUUGAAGCGGCAGUUGAGAUAGAGCGUUUUUGAAACAAAUUAUAAAAUAGGGCCUUCUUCGGCCAUUUGCUAAGAUAGGCCGAUCUUCCAAUCAGCAGACAAUAUACAACUGAGUGCAUGGUUUUUUUUAAAUAUUUACAAUGAUUUUGAAGUUUAUAAAGAAGUUGGAAAAUUUAAAAAAAUCAAAUUUCGAACUCCUUAGGCUGGUGUCCGGUUUCACCAAUAAAUUUAAAAACUUAUCAGACUGAACAAAUUUGUCAUUUUAAAUU
Rhagoletis pomonella (apple maggot) is the source of this 1496-nucleotide messenger RNA. RefSeq names its product myb/SANT-like DNA-binding domain-containing protein 3. The transcript is spliced from 2 exons. The record is from RefSeq and is a predicted model, not a curated record. NCBI's taxonomy places the organism in Eukaryota, Metazoa, Arthropoda, Insecta, Diptera, Tephritidae. Bases 240 to 1001 code for a protein of 253 amino acids.